Messenger RNA from Symbiodinium natans, 837 nucleotides. The record is from the annotation of a GenBank genome assembly. NCBI's taxonomy places the organism in Eukaryota, Dinophyceae, Suessiales, Symbiodiniaceae.
AUGGGUCAGAGCAAUCAAUGCAUGAUCAUCGAGGAUGAGCAGAACUUGACCAUGAAUAUGAGCCAGUGCUAUCACAUCGCGGAAGACUCUGUGGUGCAAUCACACCAGGCGGUAGACAUCCCGGUGAACGAGAAGGAGAACGGGAAGGACGAGAUGUUUGACAACCCUCUCAUUCCGAACUGCGACAUCACGACCAUCCCAAGAGCUUUACUUCCGGACCGACUGGGAGGUCUCAACGACCAGGAAUGUGCAGAUGUCCUCCUGGCGCAGGCGGCCAUGCGCGGCGAGCUGAAGGAUGUCCAGCGCGCGCUCCGUGACGGGGCGCGCGUGGACACCCGGGCCGAACUCUGCAUCGCCAUGGGUGACGCCAACGCCAGCAUGCCGAGGAAACUGACGCCCCUGAUGCGCGCCUGCGCUUGUGGACACGCGGAGGUCGUCAUUUGCCUGCUCGAAGCCAAGGCCAGCCUCUGGCGCGUGGACAGCCAUGGGUGGACGCCCCUCUGCCACGCACUGGCGAAUUGCGAGCUGUCCCUUGCCCGCCACCUCCUUGCCGAAGCGGGGCCUCAUCGCGACAGGCAGCUCAAGAUGAUGACGGCGAAGCGCGACGAGGCGCAUGAUUGCUACCUGCGCAUGGACCUCUGCCUGGCAGACGUCAUGGAGGCCUUCAGGUCCGCCUUCUUCUCGAAGCUCCGCGUCGACCCGCUGCAGUACGUUACCCUGCCAAGCGCCACUUACGACGCGAUGCUCAAGUUUUGCCUGAGCCAUAGGCCCGCGCACCUCAUCUCGGACCACGACAUUUACAAUGCGGCCGCAUGGGUGGCCAUUAACCGAAAGUAA